Molecule: messenger RNA, 5635 nt
Organism: Protopterus annectens (West African lungfish)
Lineage: Eukaryota; Metazoa; Chordata; Ceratodontiformes; Protopteridae
Gene: ZNF280D
Product: zinc finger protein 280D
Exons: 29
Coding region: 289-4284 (1331 amino acids)
Biological process (GO): regulation of DNA-templated transcription
Molecular function (GO): DNA-binding transcription factor activity, RNA polymerase II-specific; RNA polymerase II cis-regulatory region sequence-specific DNA binding
Source: RefSeq, a predicted model, not a curated record
AUUGUUUCACGCGAACUCCCCGCUUACAGUCUAGUCGCUGCUUGAAAAUGUUGUCUGAUUUCUGUAGUAAGGGUUUGCUCUGCUAACUUCUCAAAAAGAGUAUACGGGAUUUAACAGUACAGUACCAGGAGGUGGACAGCCAAUAGCAGUAGAAAUGCCUGUGGAGUCGCAGAAAGGAAAAUACCGGUAAGCCUUUCUGUGAAAGGAAGCAGAUAACACAGCAGUUGAAAUUAUUGACUUCUAGAGACACAUAGUGGACGGAAACUGGGCCUUCAGCUAGCAGCAAGAAUGAUGCACAGCAGAACAGCAGAACUGUUUAUGGAAUGUGAGGAAGAAGAACUAGAGCCAUGGCAGAAGCGGGAUAAAGAAGUUGAUGACGAUGAUGAUGAUGAACCCAUUUUUGUGGGAGAAAUCACUGCAUCAAAAGUCAGCAGCACAAGUAACAGCUUAUCAAGAAGUAAUAUCACAGCCACCUCCUCUUCCUCCUCCUCCUCCUCCUUAUCGAGAGGCGUCCAGAAUGGUGCGCCCAAUAAAGUUACUCCAGCACUAUAUAACAGUGGUACUGUUCCUGCUUACAAGCCACCAAGUCAACACUACAUGAUCCCAUCAUCCAGCCCUGGCAGUAUAGCAGUCGCUUCUGUGUACCAGCCUUCUUCCAGAUUUCCACCAAAUUCAGUAGCACCUCAGCAGUUACCUCGACCCAUGAACAUUUCUGCUCAGUCCAUUCACAGAUCCAUGGUUAAUCCUUUAUCAGGACAGACUGUGCCCAGAUCUUGUUCUGUGACAUCACAGCCAUUGAACAGACCAAUUAGCAUUCCAGCAACUUCACAGCAAGUUUCCAGAAGUAUAACCAUUCCCAUCAUGGCACAGCCAGUACCCAGACAGAUGACCACAGCAACUUCACAACCCAUAAUAUUAAAUCAGGGAUACAUUAUGAAUUCAGCUCAAGUUGUACCAAACUCACAAACUGUUAUGUAUGGUUUAAGACAUAGCAGUGGAAUGACCCAGUAUGCUGCAGGGCCAACUCUUACUGUAACAGGGAAUUCUCCACAGAUAAUUCGACCUCUCCAACCACUUACUCCAACUCGUGCUGCUGCCCCUCCUUCAAGGACAAUACCCAAUGUUGUACAUAGAACAGUUGCCCAAGUAAUAUCACCAGUACAGAAGAAUGUUAAUAUGGUUUCCACUGGACAUAUGGCAUCAAGUGGACAUUUCCUAUCAGCAGGACAUGUAUCUUCAGGUGGAUCUAUGAUUUCAAGUUCAAAUGUGUCUUCAAGUGGCAGUAGGACACCAGUUGGGCAUGUUACAUCAGGGGGACAUAUGACUUCCGGUGGGCAUAAGCCAAUGGCCGUAAAUGUACAGAAGCAGACUGUUCAGGUGUUCAAUAAUGCAGGUCCAAAAGAAAACUUGGUUGCACCAAAACGCCCUUCCACGUCAGAAAUUAACAGUAUUACUCCCAAAAAGCCAAAACCUAACGAGGCUGCACCUGCAGUUACUCCUAAUCCUGGCUCAGUUAAGUCACCGGCAACGUCAUCAUCUCAGAAUGUAUCGAAAGGUUCACCAGCUGUUACGUCAAGCCAAGUUAAAAAUGGAGUACCAUUUCCCAGAGCUUGUCCAAAAUGCAAUAUUCACUUCAAUCUCAUGGAUCCUUUAAAAAAUCACAUGAAGUACUGCUGCCCAGAUAUGUUAAACAGUUUCUUCCCAGGAACACCAAAGCAGGAGACUACAAAUACACCAAACAAGGCCAGUGAACUUGAAAAGGGAAAACUGAUAAUGCUGGUUAGUGAUUUUUAUUAUGGAAAGCAUGACGGAGAUGCUAACUUAAUUCAUCAGGAACAGAAGACGCAUACCACAUUCAAAUGCUUCAGCUGCCUGAAAAUUCUUAAGAAUAAUGUAAGGUUUAUGAACCAUAUGAAACAUCACUUGGAACUUGAGAAACAAAGCACCGAAACAUGGGAAAACCACACUAGCUGUCAUCACUGCUAUCGUCAGUUCUCAUCACCUUUUCAGUUGCAGUGCCACGUUGAAAGUGCUCACAGUCCAUAUGAUACAACAACUACAUGCAAGAUCUGCGAGUUGAAUUUUGAAACAGAACAAGUGCUUUUACAACACAUGAAAGAUUGUCACAAGCCAGGGGAGAUGCCGUAUGUUUGCCAGGUUUGCAACUAUCGGUCAUCAAUAUUUUCUGAUGUUGAGAAUCAUUUUAGAACAGCGCAUGAAAACACCAAGAAUUUGCUCUGCCCAUUUUGCCUUAAAGUUAUAAAAAGUGGAACACCAUUCAUGCAGCAUUAUAUGAGACAUCAGAAGAAGGGGAUAUAUCGUUGCACUAAAUGCAGGUUGCAGUUUUUGACAUGCAAAGAAAAAAUGGAUCACAAGACCCAGCACCACAGAACCUUCAGAAAACCUAAACAAUUAGAAGGACUUCCUCCUGGUACUAAAGUUACUAUUAGAGCUUCUGUUGGGCCAUUCCAGCCAGGAUCACCGUCACCUUCAUCAUCAAGUACAGCUAGUACUUCUGCACUGCAACUGUCUUCUAAUAACAGAAAUACAAACACUAAAGUUAAUUCUUCCACUAAUAAAGCUGCUACCCCCAUCCAAACAAAAUCCCUUCCACUCACACAGCAAAAGAAACAAGAAGUCCCAGUUAAGAAACCUAAAGUUGUCAACACAGCAUUGCAGAGUUUAAGGAAUGUCACAGGACUUCAUAAAUGCAUUGAAUGCUGCACAGAAAUCAAGGACUUUGCCAGCCACUUCCCAUCACUGGUACAGUGCAGUUUGUGUAAAUACAAUACGAGCUGCAGCAAAGCUUACGUGAACCAUAUGAUGAGUUUCCACAGUUCCUCUCCUAAUAAAAGAUUCUGGAUUUUUAAGAAAUAUUCAGAUAAAUUAAGGGGUAUCACAGUAGUGUGUCUUAACUGUGAUUUCUUAACAGAUGUUUCUGGUUUGGAUCAAAUGGCAACACAUCUAAAUGAAAAUGACACUCAUACCUGUCAAGUAAUUGUGGAGAGUGUUUCUCUGUGCUUCCCAUUGAGGCCGAAACGUGCUGCUAAGCCAGUCUCCCUGUCAUCCUAUGAUGGAGUUCUUCCUUCUGGAAGACGACGAAGCUCGCAGUCCAGCUCAGUCUCAGUUUCUGUUCUGGAGUCUUCUACUGCAGCCGAGGACGAAGAAGACCAGAAAGUCAAAGAUGAAGAUAGAGUUGAGGAUUCUGAGAAAAACGAGACUCCUGAUGCACCUGAUAGGAGUGAAAUGGAAAACUCCCCAGUUACUGAAAGGUCAGUUGAUGGUCAAGAAGUGGAGGAUUCCAAGGAGGUCCUGAAUCCUGGUGACUCUAAAGGUAAUCAGCCAGAGCCUUCACCUCUUGAAAGAGCUAUUGAAGGACACAAGUUGGAGAAUUCUGAGUGCUCAGACUUGUCAAAUGAAGAGGCAGGUGUGCUGGAUAAACUGAUUUUGCUGGAUGAGAAAAAUCCAAUUCCUGAGGUACCUGGCAUUGAGGAAAUGGCAAAGUCGCCAACUAAUGAAAGCAAAAAAGAAGACUGUAUUCAAGAAAGUGAAGAAAGGACUGAAAAUAUGCCUGUUGAAGAAAAUGCCAUUAAAGAAGAAAAAGACUGCGAGUCAACUGUUGGGGUAGAAAACGACUCCAAAGAAGAACUGUUAACUUUAACAUCCGAACAAAUGUGCUCUCCAACCUCACUGACUGAAAAUCUGGAUGCUGCUGAUAAUGAAAAUGCUGCUGCCACCUGUGACAUUGGUGAUGAGGGUGGUGGUGAGGAUGAUGAUGGUGGUGGUGGUGGUGGUGAUGAUGACAAGAAGCUUGAUGCUGAUGAUGUUCAGAUUGUAGAAGUUGACAAAACUGUCACUGUUUGUGAUGUAAAAAAUGACUGCCAAAGUACCGAUGACACUGUGAUAAAAGAUGAAGCAGUGGAAGAGACAUGUUCCAGUGAACCUGUCUUAGCUGCUGAGGCUGAUAAUGACAAAGGUGAGGACUGUACUGCAGCAGAAGAAGAUGUUACUUUUGAGCAGUUUUUAAGAAAAACAGAUGAGCCGGAAUCUCUCAGUUCUGAUGUUAGUGACCAGGGCAGUGUUCAUUUGGAACCUUUGACACCAUCUGAGGUGUUAGAACAUGAGACGACUGAGAUCCUUCAGAAAGGUAGCUCAGUACCAUCUAAGCAACCUGAACUAACUUCUGAUCAACUGGAUGAUGCCAGUUUGGCUUGCAGUCCUAGUCAAGCAGAGGUAGCAAAAGACAAGACAGAAGACAGUGAGCAGGAAGGAACUGAAAAUUAACCAGCUUUGUAUUUUGUACAUCAUAUACACUUUUAAAUGUAGAACACACUGAGUAGAAAGCCUUGAACCAUUCUUGCUGGAUAUGCUCAUUGAUGUUGCUGGGAGGCCUUAGCACUAGUAAAUAAAAUGUUAAUCAUACAUAAACUUGUGCAGAGGACAGUUACUGCCAGAUUAAAAAUGUUUUAAACUGUGUAAAAGACUUUGCUUUAUAAUAUUUUUUUUAAAGAUGAAGAAUCUCCAGAUAUUUUAGUAAGAAAGACCAUGGUGGUUGUGUAAAGUAAAGCUAACAUCCAGAUGUUUUCUUUCAAAUCCCAGUGAAAGUUAACAUCACAUUUUUGCAGUUGGAGCACAGAGUAUCACCAGUCUGCUUUCUUUCCUGAGUGGGGGCCUUUACUGGAAAACAGUGGGGCAAAACACUUUCUUGAACAUUUUUCUUGUUUUGCCACAAUACUAUAGACCACAAGAAAACUCACAUAAUGUCCCUUGCUCUCCUGGAUUAAAGUUGUUAAAAGUGACAGUCUCUGUUUUUUCAGUUGGGAAGAGCAAACUGUUUUUUGGGGGUGGCAAGUAUUCUUAAAUGUCCAAAGGUGACAGGCAUCUUCGUGCACAGUUCCAAUUAGACUGUUCUCUAAACUUCUGUUUUAUGCUUAUGUGGAGCAUGCUUACAGCAGUACUGCUGUAGUCUGUCUAAGGGUUGGAUUUAAUGAAAUGUGCAUUGGAUUAGCUAUCACAUUCCUGUCUGUCCAAAGCAUGUGAACAGAAUACCUUAAGUUCUAUGGAAUUUAUGUAUGAAUCUAUGCACCUUUGUAUAGGUGUCAUCCUUCCAGGCUGCAAGCUUACCUUAAUUAAACUUUCAGUGAAAGUGUAAUCAUUGUACUAUCUAUGUGAUUGUCAGUGCGCAAGCUGUGCAGGAAGACCUGACUUAAUGGUUAUGUAAAGUAGGACAUAAUACUGAAGGCACUGUAGCCGUAAGACUGUAAAAAUUUUAAUACUGUCAGUACUACAGCCAUAAAAAAUGGGUUAUAAGUUAAACCAAAGUAAUGUUUGAUGUAGAAAAAAUAUUAAAUAUGGAAAAAAAAUGUAACUGAGGUUUUGCCAUUGGGAAAUUACUACAAAAAACAUCAUGGGUCAUGGAGCAGAAUUAAAAUCUUAAUUCUCUUAAGGCUUCUUAGUGAAGAACUAUUAUGUAUAUUAGAAAAUGGCUGCAGAACACAACCAUUUUUGUUUUAAGUUUUAUUUUGCUAUGUAUUUAGCAUUUUAGACUUAGGAAUGCAGAUUGUGAGUGAAUCACAUUAGCUUGCUUUAAAUACUGACAUACUUAAAAUAGUCAAAUUAAACCCUUCAGAAUGUG